Molecule: messenger RNA, 5386 nt
Organism: Mya arenaria
Lineage: Eukaryota; Metazoa; Mollusca; Bivalvia; Myida; Myidae
Product: fucolectin-like
Exons: 5
Coding region: 64-795 (243 amino acids)
Source: RefSeq, a predicted model, not a curated record
CGGAAUAUUAGCAACGUGCCAUUUCAAACAUUGGAUUAUACAGCACAACGGUGAACAUAAGCGAUGCUUCCGUUAAACAUAAAAUGUAUUUUAAGUUUCUUUAUCUAUAUCGGAAAGGCCGAUGCCACAAACGUUGCUCUUGGAAAACCAGCGUUCCAAACAGAUACCUGCAGAGCAGGUGGUCCUGCAAACAACGCUAAUGACGGAGAUUUACGACAGGAUUUUCUUGAGGGUUCCUGUUCAUGUACGUUGAGUUACGAAAGCAGUUGGUGGGUUGACUUGGGACAAAUCUAUGCCAUCUCUAGCGUGAAGAUCUAUAAUAGGAUGGAUUGCUGUUCCGACCGAUUGCGUAACGUUGAAAUCCACGCUGGGUACGAACAAUACAGUUAUACAUCUCUGGUAGCUUCUCAUGCUGGGACGGUUGGCUCUACGAUAAACUUGACCCUUACUCCAUCAGUGUAUGCUAGGUGGGUGGAGGUCACAAUAAAGCCACCGUUUGAACACCUGACUCUGUGUGAGGUUCAGGUGGAAGGCAGUCUCGAGCCAAUAAGUAAAAGGCAACGGUUUACGCAAUUCAUGCAGCAAACACCGCACGAUGAUCCGUUCCUGACUAUUGCAGACGUUCGUUCUCGUAUACACUGUGUGUUCUUAUGCCAUUCAAAUUUAUGUACCUUUGCACUCUAUGACAAUGAAACACACGCAUGCGCACUGUAUCAAACUGUUCGGCAUAGUUUUGAUUCUGAUGAAACUCGCAUUAUGUUCGUUUCUUCGCAUGUUUUGCAAUAUAUGAAGUGAUUUGGGUUUUCCGAGAAAAAGAACAAAAUCAAACGAAUGUAUUGUUAAAGGUUAAGAUAAAAAAAUACGAACCGGUUAUAUGCCUUUCUUGACUACAAGUCCAUCAUCUAAUAUCAUGCGAGUUCCUAUGCCAUUUACACAGACGCAUGCGAACUGUAACAAAAUUUUAGACAUUGUGAUUCAUUGUAAUGCAGACGAAAUCUUAAAGAAAAUUAUACGUUUCAUCGCAUGUACUUAGCACAUAAGAUAGGCAGUGUUUGAUAAGUUUGACUUGAAUAAUUAAAUUUCGGGUACUUUAUUGAUUUGUAAACUUUCAAAAGAUGCAGUUUAUAACCUAAUCGCAAGGAUAGUAUGCCUUAAGAAAUAUAGCUACUCGGUAGGGCAAAUUGUUCGCAUUUUUUAGACAAAUAUAGGAUACUAAUGUUAAAAAUAUGACGAAAUAAACUAUUUUUAUUUGUAGUAUGGUCUGAUAUUACAGACUUAGCAUUAAUAUAAAUAAAAGAGUAUUUGAAAUAAUAAAGUGUUAGUAACAAAGUUAUUUUCCAAAUAGAAUUUCUAAAAUAUAACAUUACCACCAAAUGCUAAUAUGAGUCAUUGUCGCUAAAUAUAAUGUAGCUGAUUGAAAUAGUAACACUGCAAUUGAAUCUUUCACUUUAAGAAUGAAUAUCGUUAUUUCCACUCCCAAGGCAAUAAAAGGAUCACAAUUCAUUAUUCAACAUUGUUCAUAAUGUGUCGUAUGCUUUUCUAAAUUGAACAGGUGCUUGAAAUUAUGUGUCAAUCUCUGUAUUAAGUAAACAAAGGCAAAGGUGAAUACCAUUACUUUACAAGCAAACUUUUUAGACCCGAAUAUCGUGCCCUUAAAAUGACCUUGGAUAUAAAUCUUUGAUGACUCGGUUCAAAGUAAUACGUUCCGAAUGAAAGGUGUAAAAGUUGAAUUCUCAGAGAAUAACAAGAGCUCUACAAAACAGCAGAUUUUUUUUUCAAGUUAUUCGGAAUGAGGUUAACUGGUGGAACUAACCAAAUAUUUUCCUUUUUCCAAUGUACAGAGAAAGCAUCAACAGCUUCUGUAUCCCAGGUCCAAUAAAGGGAAUUGUAACGAGGCAUUUUUUAUUUGGAUCGUUAGCAAAACGAUCUACAUUAUGAGGUCCAACACUCAUUCAUGUAUUCAAAGAAUUCGUCAGUGACCACAUGGUCUUCAUAAUCAUCGACUAUUCUACUCAAUUCGUCACCAACUGUAUUAUAAUCUUGCUUAACCAAACGUUACUCUAAAGAAAAACGAUGGGAGGCACAAACAGCAAAUAUAUCCAAAGCCAUACAGUGUAAUUCCGACUUCUUAAUAAAAGAUAAUAUGAACAAAAUUUUGCUAUCAGUAUUCCACACUUCUUUUUUUCCCGCCAACAUUUUUCGGAAUAAUUGUACGGAAAAUUUAAUUGCCUGCACUUCUCCGUACGAAGAGCUUUUAUUCUGAAAAGUAUGUGACCAAGCUUUGUGGCCAAUCGCAGCACAACAUUAAUUAUAUGCAGUUCCAGCAGCUGCUGAAGCGUCCGAAAACACAAUGACUGUGGGUAUAUAGGCUUGAAAUAACUGUUUGUGUAAAUGAUUCCUAAAAACAUAUCGUGAAAAAUUGCUAUGACAAUCAACCAUACACAGCUGUUGAUCCAACCCGGAUCUUGACUAAUCACUCUGAAAAAUAUCUUGAUUUGUAACAUACAUACGUUUCCUAAAACUGGCGACAUAGAAAUAACUUUACCAGCUAGUAUGCCAACUUUCUAGGCGUAGUUACUGGGCAUUGGAUUAACAUUUGCGUAAUGAAAUUCCGAACGUUUUAAAUAGGCCGCUCUGGAAUUAGACGCCUGCCUUUCUUUAAAUCCCAAACAAAGCGUAACCUUUCUAGAGACUGAACGGGCUUAAAAUUGGACUUUUCCGUGUCCACUAACAAACCUGCUUUCUCUAAAGUACUAAAUACAAACUUUGAAUCUAUACAGGUUAAUUUGAAAUAAGCGUUUAUGCACCAAUCAUCAUCUAAAAACAAAACUAUUCUUAAGCAAUUGCUUCGCCAGUGUUUAAUCAAAGGCCGCUAUCAUUUAGAAAAAAGAAAUGGGGCAUAAGAGAGACCAAAUAGUAAUACCGAAAAGACGUAGUGUAUGAGCUUUCCAUUAAAUUGCCAUGAAAACCCAAAGUAAGUGUGAUGAAUGCCUUUUAUUAAAAAGUGAUGGUAGCCUUUAGUAAGAUAAAACUUUUAAACGUGAUAUCAUUCGGAAUUAAAUAUUCCUUUGCAACAUUGAAUUCCUCAAACUUAGACUUUUCUUUCUUUCUUGUCGCUUUUCCCCCGAGGAUUGAUUUGUAGCUACGGACAAUGGACUAACGUUGAGUCUUAUAAACAGAUCUUCAUAAACGCAUAGUUUCUGAUCUAACGACAAAAGGGCAGAUUCUACAAAUUAUUUGUGUUUUUUUCAGAGCGGAACUGAUAUUUUUCAUAACAAAAGGUUGAAGUACGUUAAUAACUGGUAUUAAUUUACGUAAUCGUGUUCGAUAACGAAAAACUCAUUCUUAUUAGCUAGUAUGUUUCCAGAAAUGUGCACAGUGUUUCAAUCUUCAUUUAACCAAAUGAUCAGACAAUGAAAUAUAUGUUUCGACAUUCACACACAAUUUGAGAGCAUCAGUGCCUAGAAAACCAUAAAAACAGUUUGUUAAAGUGAAUACAGAAAUAAAACAAAACCAUUUUAAAACGAGUAGCAUUCAUAAUGCAGUUCUUUAUUUUUGAAUUGGCACCAGUCAAUUGUAACAACGACCCCAACCCCAUGGUCCGGGAAAUAGCAGGGACUUUGACUUACGGUCCAGCAGAUCACAGGUAAAAUCCCCGCCAAAUGCCCCCGCACCCCUGUGGGUUUUCUAGGUAAGGCCCAUUUCCCGCUAUUUUCGGUGCGAAACCAGAAUCACUUCAUUUAAUCCGCUGCGGGGCCACCUGGGAGUGAAAACACGGCCCAUUUCCCCCACUAUUCCCGAUAUUCCGCCGGACCUGUGGGACCGUGGCUACAAUUGUCUGGGGCAUAAGUGGGAUCGCUGCACCUAUAUCUUUAAUCAUUUUUGAAUAGAAAACCUUUCAGAAAUGAGAGGAAUUAAAAAAAUGCAAUAUCAUAUUAUUCCGUACACAUUUCGACGUGCUACAUUUGUAUAUGUAAUCUAAGUAAUUAACGCUCGAUUCUCAGAAAGGCUUUCUAUAUGAUUUGUAAUAAGUUUUUUAUGCCCUCAACAACUUUUACAAGCAGACGACAAAACCGUUAUCUGUUAUUAGGGGAUGCUGCAUAUUUUAUAGGCACUCGUGCAUUUUAUUUGUGUCCAUUUAUUUGCAUUACUUAUGUUUAAGGGACUAGACACCAGAUGGUCCCAGAAUCGGCAAAUACAGAUUUUCUUGCAAACAAAUAUAGAAAUUUCAAUACGAGCUAGUAUGAGGCCGAUAAAACUUUACUUUACAGGAUUUAGAGAAUAUUGCUUCACUGUCUCAGCUACGUUAACUGUUUCAAAUAGCGCAAAACUGUCAAAGUUACAUGAAUCGUUAGUAAUGUGAUACAUCUGUUGGUAAGAUUUAAUGCCUUGUGUACAUCGAUAUCAAUUUAAUGUCAGGUUUUUUUUGCAUCACCUGGUGUCUAUUCCCUUUAAUGGACUUCGUUGUUUGAAACUAUAAACAUAUUAACCUUUAUUUAUUUUUUUAAUGACAUAAGACUUUAUGUGAGAAAAUGUAACAAUGCGCUCAAUUGAAAAAGGAAAAUUCUUUAUGUUCAAGAGAUAAUUGAUUUUGGUUUUUUAGAUUGUUUGUGGUCAGGAAACACUAAAACAAACGGUAUUGUUAACACAGGUGUCAUGUAAAUUUGGCAGUUUCGAAACCUGUUUUGAAAAUGUUCUUUAAGUAACAAAUGCAUGGUUAUAAGUAAUAUUAACCCAAACAUUUAAUCUAAUAACUUAUAUACUAAACAAUAUGAUUUAGUCUUUAAAGUCAUAUAUUUAUAGCGUUGUUGUCAGUUCCAUGUAUGUUUAGAAGCGUUUUUAUUAGUUAACAUUAUUUAAAAAUAACAUUUUCAUUAGUUUACAUGUAUGAUGAAUAGCGUUUUCAUUAGUUUACAUGUAUGGUUAGUAGCGUUUUCAUUUGCUUACAUGAUAUAGAAAUAACGUUUCCAUUAGUUUACAUGUAUAGUAAACAGCGUUUUCAUUAGUAUGACUGUAUUAAUUCAUGAUGUUCUCAUUAGUUUAAUUAUAUGGUAAAUGGCGUUUUUACUAGUUUUUAUGUACGGUAAAUGACAUUUUGAUUAAGAGAUGAAAUCUUGCGUUUUUAUCAAUUUAAUUGUACGGUUAAUAGCGUUUAAUUAUUUAACAUAUAGUGUUUAUCGUAUAAAAAUCAGUAAACAUUUUUGGUACAUAACGGCAUGUUAUUUUCACUGCAGUGAAAAUAUCAUACAACUGUUAUUUUGAGGAAAGAAUAUGAAGUUACACCGAAAAAUAUGAAAGAGUGGUUUUAAAUCAUUGUGAUUUUGUGUUUAAUUGCAUCUGUUAUGCUUGAAUCACAUGUAUAUGUUUAUGAAAAUACAAAAAAAAA